ACUCGAACAAGCCAUAUUUCAAAGCGCCAUCUCCGUCUAACUGCUUUUUGUAGAUUCGCUUCCGAGGAAAAAAAACUGAAAAAACUUGAAACUAAUCGACGAUUUUCAUGGUCUUGACGCUCAUACUAUCAUAAACAUGGCUUCUUCUAGCAAAAGUAAAGUUCCCAAAGUUGCGAAGGUUAAAAACAAAAUGCCUGCAGAGGUGCAGAUUACUGCAGAACAGAUCCUCAGAGAGGCCAAGGAAAGAGAACUUGAGUUGGUUCCUCCUCCUCCAAAGCAAAAGAUUACAGACCCAGAUGAACUGCAAGAAUACAGACUGAGAAAGAGGAAAGAAUUUGAGGAUAACAUCCGCAAAAACCGUUCUAUGGUGGGAAACUGGAUCAAGUAUGCCAAGUGGGAAGAGAGUCAAAAUGAAAUUGCUCGAGCAAGAUCAAUUUGGGAAAGAGCUUUGGAUGUGGAGCACAGAAAUGUCACAAUCUGGUUGAAAUAUGCAGAGAUGGAAAUGAAACACAAACAGAUCAACCAUUCUCGUAACAUCUGGGAUCGAGCCAUCACGAUCCUACCUCGCGUCAAUCAGUUCUGGUACAAGUACACCUACAUGGAGGAGCUGGUGGGUAAUGUGGGCGGAGCCAGACAGGUGUUUGAACGAUGGAUGCAGUGGGAACCCGAAGAACAAGCCUGGUUCUCAUACAUCAAGAUGGAGCUGAGAUACAAGGAGACGGAACGUGCUAGAGCAAUCUACGAAAGAUUUGUCUAUGUGCAUCCCGAGGUGAAGAACUGGAUCAAAUUUGCUGGAUUUGAAGAAUCCCACAACUACGUCAGCCUGUCUAGGGGCGUCUAUGAGAGGGCCGUAGCGUUCUAUGAAGAUCACAUGGACGAGAAACUCUACAUAGCAUUUGCAAAGUUUGAAGAGAGACAGAAAGAACAUGAAAGAGCGAAGGUGAUCUAUAAGUAUGCACUGGACAACUUGGAUAAGGAGCAUGCUCAAGAACUGUUUAAGAACUACACCAUUCAUGAGAAGAGAUACGGAGACAGGGCUGGUAUAGAGGACGUCAUUAUCAGCAAGAGAAGGUUUCAAUAUGAAGAAGAGGUGAAAGCCAACCCUCACAACUACGAUGCAUGGUUUGACUACCUGCGUCUGAUGGAGACUGGUGGUGACAUUGAGACAGUGAGAGAUCUGUAUGAGAGAGCUAUCGCUAACAUUCCACCUGCUCAGGAGAAGAGAUUAUGGAGGAGAUAUAUCUAUCUAUGGAUCAACUACGCCGUCUACGAAGAAUUAGAAGUCAGGGAUUCGGAAAAGACGCGUGAAGUUUACAAGGCGUGCCUGGACCUGAUCCCUCAUAAGAAGUUUACAUUUGCUAAGAUGUGGGUGCUGAUGGCUCAGUUUGAAGUCAGACAGAAAGAACUUCAGAAAGCAAGGAGAGUCAUGGGUACAGCAAUUGGAAAGUGUCCAAAAGACAAGUUGUUCAAGUCAUACAUAGAGAUGGAGCUUCAGCUUAGAGAGUUUGAUCGGUGUAGGGUUCUAUAUGAGAAGUUCUUGGAAUUCAACCCUGCUAACUGUACUACAUGGAUGAAGUAUGCAGAGUUGGAGACUAUUCUUGGAGAUAUCGAGAGAUCAAGAGCCAUCUACGAACUUGCCAUUUGUCAACCUAGACUUGACAUGCCAGAGGUUUUGUGGAAGUCUUUCAUUGACUUCGAAGUGGAGCAAGAGGAGUGGGAUAACGCAAGGAGUCUGUACAGAAGACUACUAGAAAGGACACAACAUGUCAAGGUCUGGAUAAGCUUUGCCAAGUGUGAGCUGUCGGUCGGAUCGGGUGAUUGUGUGUUGGGAUCGAGACAGAUCUAUGAAGAAGCAACCAAGGCAUUGAAACAUGUAGAGGAGAAAGAGGAGAGGCUGAUGUUACUGGAGGCUUGGCAGGAAUUUGAGAAUGAAUUUGGAGAUGAUGAGAGCGUAGCAAAGGUUCAAGAGCAGAUGCCAAACAAGGUCAAGAAGAGGAGAAAGGUCCAAACAGAAGAUGGGUCGGAUGCAGGAUGGGAGGAGUACUACGACUACAUCUUCCCCUCAGACGAAACGAACCAGUCCAACCUCAAGCUGCUUGCUAUGGCUAAGAUGUGGAAACAGAAGAUGGCUGAAACCAAUGACAACUCAUGAGGAACCCAAGUUGAUGACCAUUGACCCUCAAGGUCACUCAGGAGGUCGCUCUCAAGGUUGCUUACAAGGUUAUUCACGAAGUUGCUUCCAUACCUUUGCAAUAGUUCCCGUGCAACAUGAAAGUACGGGUGAAAACCCAUCCUGGUGACCAUUGACUCUCAAGGUCGCUCAGAAGGUCACUCUCAAGGUCGCUUACAAGGUCAUAUCCAUUCCAUUGCAGUUCUUGUACAACAUGACAGUACAGGUGAAAACCCAUCCUGGUGACGAUUGACCCUGAUGGUCACUCACAAGGUAAAAUCCAUACCAUUGCACAGUUCCUGUGAAACAUGAAAGUAUAGGGGAAAGUGCCGAAGUCAAACCUCUUGGAACGACACAAAUCUGUUUGACUUAGUCAAAUUCUGACUUAGAAGAUGUAGAAACACGCUUUCCAUAUCCUGGUCUGAAAUGAUGCUUUGAGUGGGGCAGUUGCUAGACUUGUGGAAGGUCGAGCUAUGCAGAGGCUACUGGACGCGAUGGAAUUUCAUUCAUGCGGGAUAUUCGUGAAGCCUGUCUACAGGGGAGAUGAAGAGAUGUGCAUUCAGUUGGAACCACUCUGCUUUAAUCAUAUUUGGACUAGAGAAACUUUGUAUAGAGUGUAGGGACAACUCAGCAACAAAGUGUUUGAAAGGAACUCACCCCAUGUAGGCUUAUGACUUGUAGUCGAGCCAAAUAUAAUUUUACAGUGCGUAUAAAAAAACGGGACAGAUUUGAAAAGUCUAUUAAGUUUUUUUUUCAAAUUUUGAUGACUAUAUUUUGGUGUUAAUAGGUGCUCUGAAGUCUUUCAAAUGCCAUUCGAUAAAUUUAGUUUCGUUCAUGCUUGAGCGAACAUGGAAUGUUUUUUUGUGUGGGGUUAAAAAGGAGGCUUGCGCCAAAAUGGCAUAAAAUGAUCAAUACGAAUGAUCGUACUUCUUGCUAAUCUGCAGACUUCCUUUUGACCUUUUCAUUAUCUUUGCCUUAAUUUUUGUCUCAUAGGUGCCGCUUUUCCGACGGCGGCGGCGGGGUCAACACCAAAAUUUAACCAAAGGUUAAAUUUUUUUAAUGACAGCAUAACUUAGAAAGUAUAUGGACCUAGUUCAUGAAACUUGAAAUAAGGUUAAUCAAGUAUUACUGAACAUCCUGCCUGAGUUUCAAGUCACAUGACCAAGGUCAAAGGUCAUUUAGGGUCAAUGAACUUAGACCAUGUUGGGGGAAUCAACAUCAAAAUCUUAACCUAAGGUAACGUUUUUGAAAUGUCAUCAUAACUUAAAAAAUAUAUGGACCUAGUUCAUGAAACUUGUUGAAAAUAAGGUUAAUCAAGUAUUACUGAACAUCCCGCCUGAACUUCAAGUCAGAUGACCAAGGUCAAAGGUCAUUUAGGGUCAAUGAACUUUGGCAAGUUGGGGGUAUCUGUUGAAUUACCAUCAUAACUUUGAAAGUUUAUGGAUCUGAUUCAUGAAACUUGGACAUAAAAGUAAUCAAGUAUCACUGAACAUCCUUUGCGAGAUUCAGGUCACAUGACCCAGAUCAAAGGUCAAUGAACUUUGGCCAUGUGGGGGUAUCUGUUGAAUUACCAUCAUAACUUUGAAAGUUUAUGGAUCUGAUUCAUGAAACUUGGACAUAAUCAAGUAUCUUUGAACAUUUUGUCCGAGUUUCAGUUCACAUGACCAAAGUCAAAGGUCAUUUAAGGUCAUUGAACUUUGGCCAUUUUAGAGGUAAUUAUUAGAUUGCUGUCAUAACUUUAAAAGUUUAUGGGUAUAGUGUAUAAAAUGUGGAUAUUUGGGUAAUCAAUUUUCACUGACAAGUUUUAGGUCACAUGAUCAAGGUCAAAUGUCAAUGAACGUAGUAUUGUAUCAUUAUAUGAAUGGUGUUUUUUGUGAAUAAUUAUUUUAUAGUAGUUUUCAAAGUCAGUACUGCUGCUAUAUUGAAUCGCGUAAUGCAGGUGAGACUCCAGAGGCAUUCCACUUGUUAGACAAUAUUAGCACCCCAAAGUGUUCAAUUUUGUGAAUUUUCCAACACUGUCAUGAACCCAUUUUUAGGUAUUUUAUGAUGACUUUUGUGCAUCUCAAAGAAGCAGGUCCAAGCUAUUAUCUCUGAACAGUGAUUUUCAGUUUAAAUUUAAAAAAAAAUCCUUUUCUCUUUCUUGAAACCUUUUAUUCUGUUUCAAACUUGAUUGAGAAUGAAAUUCUGUUUUUGAGAGAAAACGUACACAUAAAAACCAUGAAUUCCAUUUUGCAAUGAGUCUUCUCCUUAAAAGUAUAGAACCAAAACAGAUUUUUCGUUUUGAUUUACCGGUAAACAGAAAAUCACUGUCCCUUAUUAUUUGCUGACUUUCCAAAUUAUCUGAAGUAUCUGUUGUUUCAUUAAUGGAUGUAUACUAUUAGUCUAGGAGAUGGGGGGCUUUAUUCAGAAUUUUUGGUGGGGAAGGUUUGACAGGCUUAUCUGGGGUAAAAUUGUGUGCUGAUUCCAAAAAUGUCAGUCUUAUUGACCGUACUCACAACAUUUUAGCCAUUUUGGCCAAUUAUUGACCAAAAAUGACCAAUUUGACCACGCUUUGGAAAAUGGUCCCUUAACAGAAUGCUUAUGUGCCCACAUCCAAUUAAAAGGGUCUAUCCUAAGUAAAAAUUCACCCAGAUUCCAGAUAAAGUGGUUUCAUUUGCCAAAUCACAAUAGAAGUGGUCAUUUUGGCCAUGUUUUGACCAAAAUUGACAAUUUUCAUGAAUUUUUUGUCCGAAAUGUGUUACAAAUAUUGAUCAGAACUACCGUAACGAUUGGAUGUCUUUAGAAAUCCACAUUUAUUUUCAAAAUGUGCGCUAGAUCAUAACAAUCAACCUCAUGUAAUUUAUUCCGUCAGUUUUGACCUAUGAGGGUCAUUUUGGGUACUUUAGACAUAACUGACCAUUCGCUCAGUUUUGCAUAAUAAACUGCAAAUCGGAAGGAAUUUGAGGUCUUCAGCUUGUUUUAUAUUCUUCCCUUAUAAAAUGAGAAUGCAUUUAAGGUCUAUCUUGUGUAAAAUUUUAUGCUGAUUCCAAAUAUGUCAAUCCUAAUUACCCUAUUCAACAGCUUAUGGUCAUUUUGGCCACUUAUGGCCCUCAAAAUGACAUUUGAGGGUCAUUUUGGGUACUUUAGACAUUACUGACCAUUCGUUCAGUUUUGCGUAAUAAACUGUUCAAAUAGGCAAAGAUUUGAAGUCUUCAGCGUGUAUUAUUUUCUUCCUUUAUAAGAUGGGAAUGCAUUUAAGGUCUAUCUUGUGUAAAAUUUUAUGCUGAUUCCAAAUAUGUCAAUCCUAAUUACCCUAUUCAACAGCUUAUGGUCAUUUUGGCCACUUAUGGCCCUCAAAAUGACCAAUAACAGUUCAAGUUAUCUAAAAAUGUUUCAGUAUUACCAGGAUCGUUACAAAGGUGUGCCGUGACACCAAAUAUUGGUGUAUUAAUUCUUUAAAUUGAACAUCUCAAAAGUAUUUUGAUCUCAUGUAACUAAUUCCAUCAGUUUUGACAUUUGAGGGUCAUUUUGGGUACUUUAGACAUUACUGACCAUUCGUUCAGUUUUGCGUAAUAAACUGUUCAAAUAGGCAAA
Messenger RNA from Lytechinus pictus (painted urchin), 5743 nucleotides. Its product is annotated as crooked neck-like protein 1. The record is from RefSeq and is a predicted model, not a curated record. NCBI's taxonomy places the organism in Eukaryota, Metazoa, Echinodermata, Echinoidea, Temnopleuroida, Toxopneustidae. Gene Ontology annotation, molecular function: protein binding. The transcript has 14 exons. Bases 137 to 2152 code for a protein of 671 amino acids. Gene Ontology annotation, biological process: spliceosomal complex assembly; mRNA splicing, via spliceosome. Gene Ontology annotation, cellular component: post-mRNA release spliceosomal complex; precatalytic spliceosome; U2-type catalytic step 2 spliceosome.